GACGAGCCAGCUGCGGAAUGUGGAUUUGAUCGAUGUAAGGGUGGUGAGUAUAAACGAAAAUUCCUUUGUUAUGAACUCCAGGGUUAUGCACAAGGCCACCACUUUGAAGUCACUGGUCAGGGUCUUCAUUGGAUCUCCAUUGGUCCAACAGAAGACCAAUGAGAAUAUGGUGGCAACUGGAGGAGGUUUAAGAAGCAACUCGAUUACAUAUUUCGGCAAUCCAAAUGAGACAGAGCCUCUGAUUGGGGACUCACUAGCUAAAGUUGGCAAAUUUUUGAAGGUAUCAUCUCAACAGUGGGAGGAGGUGCGAGUCACAAUUUGCCCACAGGUGACCUACCAUCGAGUAUGGACUGGCGCCCUUCAGGAGGUUUCGAACUCGUUGAAGUUGGAGAUGGACGGGUUGGGCUACGAUUGUUCAUCAGGAAAUAUGGGGAAUCAGAUCAUCUCCAGUUGUUUAACCAUCUAAGCCCACCAAUCGCAACAAUUCUUGGAUGUGGGAAGACGUCUUGGAGAUGGUGCAUGAUCUCGUUGGGUGUUUGAGACACGAAAGGGAGUCGCUUCAUCAAAUUUCCAAACUAGAGGUUAUGAAAGGAGGCUUGUCUCAUAUCAAGGAUGUGCUGAUCGAUAACGGGAUUGAUUAUCGGGAGGCUCGCCAUUAGGAAAACCUGGUGCAGAAGAAGCUCUCCAGUACAUUGGGUCAUUCCUCUCGUUGCCUGUUUGCACUUCUGAUGUAUUAUCUCUAUGGACAAGUGAGAGACAUUGAAGUUGAUCUUUGUGGGGGGUUGUAUGAGAAUGAUUAUAAGAGUUGGUUCCGUCAGAGGAUUUUGACUUCAGAUAAGGAGCAGAUGGUUCUCAGAAGAGUUAAGCAUUUGGAUAGAGUUCUUGAGUUGUUUAAAUCGAUGUGGGAAACUGCUGGGAUGAAAGGUGUUCUUGAGAUGGAAGGUCAUCUUUUUGCGGAUAGAAUGGUCACGUAUAGUGGGAACUUGUUCUUCGUACAAGGGAUUUGCUUUUUACGAUGAUCGUUAGCAUUAUAUGAUAAGAUUGCAUCUAAGUUGAUACAUAUGAUACUUCUGUCAACUUCUUGACAUCUAUGAAUCAAAAUUUAUCAUUCCCCACCAACGAAAAGUGACUUGAAAUAUUUUCUAUAAGGAAUGAGAAGGAGACCAUCAAAAGAAAAACGGAUGGAAAAUCCAAUCCAUUUCAGAAACUUUCGAUAUCCAUUGCAGAGACUGCAAAAUCAGUUACAACAAGAGUGAUUGUUGCAAAAUCAGUUACAACAAUCUGUGCUUCUUCUGAAUUCGCUCCAAGGUGGGUCCAAACCCUUCUUUCAGCUUUGAUUUUGAAGAGCUCUGUAAUGGUUUUGCAAUGGUUAGGGAAGGAGCACUUGAUACGCCUCUACUGUCACACUAGAAAAUGGCCAAGUGAAACCACCUACUAGAGCGUAGUAUAGCGGGUUUCGGUUUUAAUAUCAACCCGAUUCCUAAGUGUGCUAACUACUCCGUGAAUCCUUAUUAUUUAGCGGUUCAAACGUAGUGAAGGUCUCAGUAAACAAAUAAGCUAAACAGCAAGAGGUUGUUUUCAAGUUGAGAGAGGUCACCCGGAUAUGGUUCCCCCUAGACUGCAGUUAAGCCAGAUUGCAAUUUACCAAGUUCGAAUUCAAAGAUAGUUAUAUUGCCAGAGGUUCUUAAACAGUCUGCAGUCUCAACUAAAGGUCUCCAGACCCUCUCAAUCUGAGUCCCCAGCGGGCGACUAACCUCCACCGGAGUAAACAGAUUGAGGCCCUAACGAACCAAACCUCCUCUACCGAAGUACAUCCGGUACAGAAAAGUGAAUUUACUCCUCGACUAAAGUUGUCAAUUCACUACCUUCAAUCAAGAGUGCUCUAUCAACCUAGGCAGAUAUUCUCUUUCUAGGUCAAACCAGAAAUAACGGGAAUUUGAUCAGGAUUCAUGCCAUUCAUAAAAUCAAUCCUCAAUUGAAUAUAAUUAAGUCAAUGGGUUCAAACUCGGGUUCAUACAAUCAGACCUAACAUAAAAGUCUAGGGUUCUUCAUACCCAAGAGAGAAGCAAACUCUAGCUCAGAAGAAGAAAACAUGUUGUGAAGAAUGGGGUUCUGCUUCCGGUCGUCAAUCGACACUUCUCCAAGCAUUAUCCGGGCUCCACUGAUGAUGAAGAUCGAUCUAAGGCGCUUGGGAACUCACGGCAAGCAAGCAAUCAAGGUAUUGGAGGACA
Molecule: messenger RNA, 2231 nt
Organism: Linum trigynum
Lineage: Eukaryota; Viridiplantae; Streptophyta; Magnoliopsida; Malpighiales; Linaceae
Source: the annotation of a GenBank genome assembly